This is a messenger RNA of Sordaria macrospora k-hell, 237 nucleotides long. RefSeq lists its product as uncharacterized. NCBI's taxonomy places the organism in Eukaryota, Fungi, Ascomycota, Sordariomycetes, Sordariales, Sordariaceae. The record is from RefSeq and is a predicted model, not a curated record.
AUGGCGAACAUAACGGAGCUUUCCCCCAUUUGGCGCACCUUGCCGUACGAUCUGAUACAGGAAAUUCUUGAACACUCUACCGAUCAUGUCAUUGCCUCAUGCAACCACACCGACGACCUUUCCUACAGCGGAUACUUCGACCCCGAGUUCACUGGCCAAGUCUGUCAACACUGGCAAGCCUUCGGUCAAGACAGCCUCUUCAGAUCACAGAGGCUGCGCUUCGAACGACACUUUUGA